Messenger RNA from Gorilla gorilla gorilla (western lowland gorilla), 8059 nucleotides. RefSeq names its product ALK receptor tyrosine kinase (gene ALK). NCBI's taxonomy places the organism in Eukaryota, Metazoa, Chordata, Mammalia, Primates, Hominidae. Gene Ontology annotation, cellular component: plasma membrane; signaling receptor complex. The coding region runs from base 928 to 5790 and encodes 1620 amino acids. Gene Ontology annotation, biological process: protein phosphorylation; positive regulation of kinase activity; multicellular organism development. The record is from RefSeq and is a predicted model, not a curated record. The transcript is spliced from 29 exons. Gene Ontology annotation, molecular function: protein binding; transmembrane receptor protein tyrosine kinase activity; ATP binding.
AGAUGCGAUCCAGCGGCUCUGGGAGCGGCAGCGGCGGUAGCAGCUGGUACCUCCCGCCGCCUCUGUUCGGAGGGUCGUGGGGCACCGAGGUGCUUUCCGGCCAACCUCUGGCCAGCCACCCAAAGCCGCGGGAGCUGAUGAUGGGUGAGGAGGGGGCGGCAAGAUUUCGGGCGCCCCUGCCCUGAACGCCCUCAGCUGCUGCCGCCGGGGCCGCUCCAGUGCCUACGAACUCUGAGGAGCCGAGGCGCGGGUGAGAGCAAGGACGCUGCAAACUUGUGCAGCGCGGGGGCUGGGAUUCACGCCCAGAAGUUCAGCAGGCAGACAGUCCGAAGCCUUCGCGCAGCGGAGAGAUAGCUUGAGGGUGCGCAAGACGGCAGCCUCCGCCCUCGGUUCCCGCCCAGACCGGGCAGAGGAGCUUGGAGGAGCCAAAAGGAACGCAGGAGGCGGCCAGGACAGCGUGCAGCAGCUGGGAGCCGCCGUUCUCAGCCUUAAAAGUUGCGGAGAUUGGAGGCUGCCCCGAGAGGGGACAGACCCCAGCUCCGACUGCGGGGGGCAGGAGAGGACGGUACCCAACUGUCACCUCCCUUCAACCAUAGUAGUUCCUCUGUACCGAGCGCAGCGAGCUACAGACGGGAGCGCAGCACUCGGCGCGGAGAGCGGGAGGCUCAAGGUCCCAGCCAGUGAGCCCAGUGUGCUUGAGUGUCUCUGGACUCGCCCCUGAGCUUCCAGGUCUGUUUCAUUUAGACUCCUGCUCGCCUCCGUGCAGUUGGGGGAAAGCAAGAGACUUGCGCGCACGCACAGUCCUCUGGAGAUCAGGUGGAAGGAGCCGUUGGGUACCAAGGACUGUUCAGAGCCUCUUCCCAUCUGGGGGAGAGCGAAGGGUGAGGCUGGGCCCGGAGAGCAGUGUAAACGGCCUCCUCCGGCGGGAUGGGAGCCAUCGGGCUCCUGUGGCUGCUGCCGCUGCUGCUUUCCACGGCAGCUGUGGGCUCCGGGAUGGGGACCGGCCAGCGCGCGGGCUCCCCAGCUGCGGGGCCGGCGCUGCAGCCCCGGGAGCCACUCAGCUAUUCGCGCCUGCAGAGGAAGAGUCUGGCAGUUGACUUCGUGGUGCCCUCGCUCUUCCGUGUCUACGCCCGGGACCUACUGCUGCCACCAUCCUCCUCGGAGCUGAAGGCUGGCAGGCCCGAGGCGCGCGGCUCGCUCGCUCUGGACUGCGCCCCGCUGAUCAGGUUGCUGGGGCCGGCGCCGGGGGUCUCCUGGACCGCCGGUUCACCAGCCCCGGCAGAGGCCCGGACGCUGUCCAGGGUGCUGAAGGGCGGCUCCGUGCGCAAGCUCCGGCGUGCCAAGCAGUUGGUGCUGGAGCUGGGCGAGGAGGCGAUCUUGGAGGGUUGCGUCGGGCCCCCCGGGGAGGCGGCUGUGGGGCUGCUCCAGUUCAAUCUCAGCGAGCUGUUCAGUUGGUGGAUUCGCCAAGGCGAAGGGCGACUGAGGAUCCGCCUGAUGCCCGAGAAGAAGGCGUCGGAAGUGGGCAGAGAGGGAAGGCUGUCCGCGGCAAUUCGCGCCUCCCAGCCCCGCCUUCUCUUCCAGAUCUUCGGGACUGGUCAUAGCUCCUUGGAAUCACCAACAAACAUGCCUUCUCCUUCUCCUGAUUAUUUUACAUGGAAUCUCACCUGGAUAAUGAAAGACUCCUUCCCUUUCCUGUCUCAUCGCAGCCGAUAUGGUCUGGAGUGCAGCUUUGACUUCCCCUGUGAGCUGGAAUAUUCCCCUCCACUGCAUGACCUCAGGAACCAGAGCUGGUCCUGGCGCCGCGUCCCCUCCGAGGAGGCCUCCCAGAUGGACUUGCUGGAUGGGCCUGGGGCAGAGCGUACUAAGGAGAUGCCCAGAGGCUCCUUUCUCCUUCUCAACACCUCAGCUGACUCCAAGCACACCAUCCUGAGUCCGUGGAUGAGGAGCAGCAGUGAGCACUGCACACUGGCCGUCUCGGUGCACAGGCACCUGCAGCCCUCUGGAAGGUAUAUCGCCCAGCUGCUGCCCCACAACGAGGCUGCAAGAGAGAUCCUCCUGAUGCCCACUCCAGGGAAGCAUGGUUGGACAGUGCUCCAGGGAAGAAUCGGGCGCCCAGACAACCCGUUUCGAGUGGCCCUGGAAUACGUCUCCAGUGGAAACCGCAGCUUGUCUGCAGUGGACUUCUUUGCCCUGAAGAACUGCAGUGAAGGAACAUCCCCAGGCUCCAAGAUGGCCCUGCAGAGCUCCUUCACUUGUUGGAAUGGGACAGUCCUCCAGCUUGGGCAGGCCUGUGACUUCCACCAGGACUGUGCCCAGGGAGAAGAUGAGAGCCAGAUGUGCCGGAAACUGCCUGUGGGUUUUUACUGCAACUUUGAAGAUGGCUUCUGUGGCUGGACCCAAGGCACACUGUCACCCCACACUCCUCAGUGGCAGGUCAGGACCAUAAAGGAUGCCCGGUUCCAGGACCACCAAGACCAUGCUCUAUUGCUCAGUACCACUGAUGUCCCCGCUUCUGAAAGUGCUACAGUGACCAGUGCUACCUUUCCUGCACCGAUCAAGAGCUCUCCAUGUGAGCUCCGAAUGUCCUGGCUCAUUCGUGGAGUCUUGAGGGGAAACGUGUCCUUGGUGCUAGUGGAGAACAAAACCGGGAAGGAGCAAGGCAGGAUGGUCUGGCAUGUCGCCGCCUAUGAAGGCUUGAGCCUGUGGCAGUGGACGGUGUUGCCUCUCCUCGAUGUGUCUGACAGGUUCUGGCUGCGGAUGGUCGCAUGGUGGGGACAAGGAUCCAGAGCCAUCGUGGCUUUUGACAAUAUCUCCAUCAGCCUGGACUGCUACCUCACCAUUAGUGGAGAGGACAAGAUCCCGCAGAAUACAGCACCCAAAUCAAGAAACCUGUUUGAGAGAAACCCAAACAAGGAGCUGAAACCCGGGGAAAAUUCACCAAGACAGACCCCCAUCUUUGACCCUACAGUUCAUUGGCUGUUCACCACCUGUGGGGCCAGCGGGCCCCAUGGCCCCACCCAGGCACAGUGCAACAACGCCUACCAGAACUCCAACCUGAGCGUGGAGGUGGGGAGCGAGGGCCCCCUGAAAGGCAUCCAGAUCUGGAAGGUGCCAGCCACUCACACCUACAGCAUCUCGGGCUACGGGGCUGCUGGCGGGAAAGGCGGGAAGAACACCAUGAUGCGGUCCCACGGCGUGUCUGUGCUGGGCAUCUUCAACCUGGAGAAGGAUGACAUGCUGUACAUCCUGGUUGGGCAGCAGGGAGAGGACGCCUGCCCCAGUACAAACCAGUUAAUCCAGAAAGUCUGCAUUGGAGAGAACAAUGUGAUAGAAGAAGAAAUCCGUGUGAACAGAAGCGUGCAUGAGUGGGCAGGAGGCGGAGGAGGAGGGGGUGGAGCCACCUACGUAUUUAAGAUGAAGGAUGGAGUGCCGGUGCCCCUGAUCAUUGCAGCCGGAGGUGGCGGCAGGGCCUACGGGGCCAAGACAGACACGUUCCACCCAGAGAGACUGGAGAAUAACUCCUCGGUUCUAGGGCUAAACGGCAAUUCCGGAGCCGCAGGUGGUGGAGGUGGCUGGAAUGAUAACACUUCCUUGCUCUGGGCCGGAAAAUCUUUGCAGGAGGGUGCCACCGGAGGACAUUCCUGCCCCCAGGCCAUGAAGAAGUGGGGGUGGGAGACAAGAGGGGGUUUCGGAGGGGGUGGAGGGGGGUGCUCCUCAGGUGGAGGAGGCGGAGGAUAUAUAGGCGGCAAUGCAGCCUCAAACAAUGACCCCGAAAUGGAUGGGGAAGAUGGGGUUUCCUUCAUCAGUCCACUGGGCAUCCUGUACACCCCAGCUUUAAAAGUGAUGGAAGGCCACGGGGAAGUGAAUAUUAAGCAUUAUCUAAACUGCAGUCACUGUGAGGUAGAUGAAUGUCACAUGGACCCUGAAAGCCACAAGGUCAUCUGCUUCUGUGACCACGGGACGGUGCUGGCUGAGGAUGGCGUCUCCUGCAUUGUGUCACCCACCCCGGAGCCACACCUGCCACUCUCGCUGAUCCUCUCUGUGGUGACCUCUGCCCUCGUGGCCGCCCUGGUCCUGGCUUUCUCCGGCAUCAUGAUUGUGUACCGCCGGAAGCACCAGGAGCUGCAAGCCAUGCAGAUGGAGCUGCAGAGCCCUGAGUACAAGCUGAGCAAGCUCCGCACUUCGACCAUCAUGACCGACUACAACCCCAACUACUGCUUUGCUGGCAAGACCUCCUCCAUCAGCGACCUGAAGGAGGUGCCACGGAAAAACAUCACCCUCAUUCGGGGUCUGGGCCAUGGCGCCUUUGGGGAGGUGUACGAAGGCCAGGUGUCCGGAAUGCCCAAUGACCCAAGCCCCCUGCAAGUGGCUGUGAAGACGCUGCCUGAAGUGUGCUCUGAACAGGACGAACUGGAUUUCCUCAUGGAAGCCCUGAUCAUCAGCAAAUUCAACCACCAGAACAUCGUUCGCUGCAUCGGGGUAAGCCUGCAAGCCCUGCCCCGGUUCAUCCUGCUGGAGCUCAUGGCCGGGGGAGACCUCAAGUCCUUCCUCCGAGAGACCCGCCCUCGCCCGAGCCAGCCCUCCUCCCUGGCCAUGCUGGACCUCCUGCACGUGGCUCGGGACAUUGCCUGCGGCUGUCAGUAUUUGGAGGAAAACCACUUCAUCCACCGAGACAUUGCUGCCAGAAACUGCCUCUUGACCUGUCCAGGCCCUGGAAGAGUGGCCAAGAUUGGAGACUUCGGGAUGGCCCGAGACAUCUACAGGGCGAGCUACUAUAGAAAGGGAGGCUGUGCCAUGCUGCCAGUUAAGUGGAUGCCCCCAGAGGCCUUCAUGGAAGGAAUAUUCACUUCUAAAACAGACACAUGGUCCUUUGGAGUGCUGCUAUGGGAAAUCUUUUCUCUCGGAUAUAUGCCAUACCCCAGCAAAAGCAACCAGGAAGUUCUGGAGUUUGUCACCAGUGGAGGCCGGAUGGACCCACCCAAGAACUGCCCUGGGCCUGUAUACCGGAUAAUGACUCAGUGCUGGCAACAUCAGCCUGAAGACAGGCCCAACUUUGCCAUCAUUUUGGAGAGGAUUGGAUACUGCACCCAGGACCCGGAUGUAAUCAACACCGCUUUGCCGAUAGAAUAUGGUCCACUUGUGGAAGAGGAAGAGAAAGUGCCUGUGAGGCCCAAGGACCCUGAGGGGGUUCCUCCUCUCCUGGUCUCUCAACAGGCGAAACGGGAGGAGGAGCGCAGCCCAGCUGCCCCACCACCUCUGCCUACCACCUCCUCUGGCAAGGCUGCAAAGAAACCCACAGCUGCAGAGGUCUCUGUUCGAGUCCCUGGAGGGCCGGCCGUGGAAGGGGGACACGUGAAUAUGGCAUUCUCUCAGUCCAACCCCCCUUCGGAGUUGCACAAGGUCCACGGAUCCAGAAACAAGCCCACCAGCUUGUGGAACCCAACGUACGGCUCCUGGUUUACAGAGAAACCCACCAAAAAGAAUAAUCCUCUAGCAAAGAAGGAGCCACACGAGAGGGGUAACCUGGGGCUGGAGGGAAGCUGUACUGUCCCACCUAACGUUGCAACUGGGAGACUUCCGGGGGCCUCACUGCUCCUAGAGCCCUCUUCGCUGACUGCCAAUAUGAAGGAGGUACCUCUGUUCAGGCUACGUCACUUCCCUUGUGGGAAUGUCAAUUACGGCUACCAGCAACAGGGCUUGCCCUUAGAAGCCGCUACUGCCCCUGCAGCUGGUCAUUACGAGGAUACCAUUCUGAAAAGCAAGAAUAGCAUGAACCAGCCUGGGCCCUGAGCUCGGUCACACACUCACUUCUCUUCCUUGGGAUCCCUAAGACCGUGGAGGAGAGAGAGGCAGUGGCUCCUUCACAAACCAGAGACCAAAUGUCACGUUUUGUUUUGUGCCAACCUAUUUUGAAGUACCACCAAAAAAGCUGUUUUGAAGUACCACCAAAAAAGCUGUAUUUUGAAAAUGCUUUAGAAAGGUUUUGAGCAUGGGUUCAUCCUAUUCUUUCGAAAGAAGAAAAUAUCAUAAAAAUGAGUGAUAAAUACAAGGCCCAGAUGUGGUUGCAUAAGGUUUUUAUGCAUGUUUGUUGUAUACUUCCUUAUGCUUCUUUUAAAUUGUGUGUGCUCUGCUUCAAUGUAGUCAGAAUUAGCUGCUUCUAUGUUUCAUAGUCGGGGUCAUAGAUGUUUCCUUGCCUUGUUGAUGUGGACAUGAGCCAUUUGAGGGGAGAGGGAACAGAAAUAAAGGAGUUAUUUGUAAUGACUCAGCAUGGGGAAAGACAUUCUUUACUCGAAAAAGAAAAAAUCAUAGACAACUGAAAUGUCACUUUAGGUGACGGUUAGAUGCUUUUAAUUGUGCUGAUUCAUCACCAAUUGUAAAAAAUGUCGUGAGUAGUUCCAGUAGUAUAGCAGAAGUGUGUAUAUACUCAUCUAAAUGAAAUGCAUACAUUCCAAGUGCUUUGAGCAGGAUAAAGCACCAAUACAGAUCCAGAGAUUCAAACAUCCUAUUAAAUAUACCUCAUGCCUUAAGAAAAUCCUCCUACUAGAAGUGAAAAACUGAGUGUGAGGUUUCCUACUGGAUUUAAAACUCAAGAUUUAAAGUACUUAUUUAAAAAAUUUCCACUAAUUAAAUUUUGAUCAUUUAAAAGCAAAAAUUUUAAGCAGCAGUGAUACAUGGAAGCAUAGAAACAUAUCCAUUUGUGGGCAUAAGCGUCAAUACAUUUUAGGCCAAAACCUUCUAUUCGUUUCAGUCACGGAAUGACUACCAAACUCAAGUUUGUACCUGUAGAGAUGGACAGGGCCCCGGGAGGAACAGGCCGCUGGUGGUCCUAAGGAGAGGCACUGAUCCAGUCUCUUUCCUUUCACGGUUAACCUGCGUUUUCUCUCCCUUCAUCAUGUGAUCCAAGUACACUGGGAACAUAAAUGUGCUGAAAUACACAUCGCAUAAUUUGUAUAGCUGUCAAAGGCAGAUUAAAACAAAGAAUUUUUUCACUAGGAGGCGAUGAGGAAAGGAAUUGUGGAACCCUUGGAGAGUUGAGGUUGACAUUGACAUGUUAGAGUGGGAGUUCUGAACUUGGUUUUCACAGAUGAAUUUUACUUCCAUGAAAACGCAUUGGGAAUCUGUUUUAAUUUUACACACAUACUUAUGUGUGUAAUGCUUAGAAUGCUUUAUCAGUAAGUCCUCAUUUCAUCCUCUUUCUGCUUCUCCUCUAGCCUCAUGCCCACUUUCUUUCCUGUUGGUGGCUACGCCAAAGCAUUCAAGAGGGAAGCAAUUCUCUUUAUUACUUGCUAGUUACUAAACAUUACCAAACAAAAGGACUAUCUGUGUGUAUAUUUAUAAAAAGUACAUAUAUACAUACCUUUUUCUGACCCUCUCAGUUUCACCUGCGUCAAAAGCAUCACUUUCAGCGUGGGAAAGCCAUUAUGUUAAAAGCCAACACCAGACAACUCUUCCUUACUCUGAAGGCAGUUGCCUUUCCCUGGAGUUAGGAGUGUACAUCUGUAAAAGCACUGAUGGCUAGAGGCUACUUUCCUUAUCUGCUUAACUGCCAAAAAUAUUUUCAUCAGAGAUGCAUGAAGAUGAAACAUCAAUGAACUCAUCUCUAAAUAAAUGUAUCGGUAAAAUUCUGGUUCAUGCCAGGCACAAAAGUAGCCUAAUCACAUACACAUUAUUUAACUCACUCAUAGACCACCUGAAGGGGCUCAAGAAUAUCACUUUGAGAAACACUCUUCCUAAAGGAUACUGACAGAGGAGUUGUCAAUAACUGAGAAAAACACCUCCAUUUUAGAUUUGUAACAUCAGUAACCAAUUAAGCUGGGAGUAAGCUAUCUGGUUAAAUAGCCAUCUCUUUAUUGUUAUUCAUGGGGAAAAUAUUACUUCUUUCCACUUUUAAGAACUACAAAUCCAUUACAUUUUCAGGUUGUGCCUUUCUACCACUGAGAUUGAUUUGUUGAUCUCUCUAAUCGUCCUUAUUGGUAUCAACUUUCAUGUAAAUAAUAGUCAAGUCUUAAAAGCUUGUAUACAUGGAUAAGUAAAUAAACAACUCCACACUGAGAUGCGA